Molecule: messenger RNA, 320 nt
Organism: Eruca vesicaria subsp. sativa (arugula)
Lineage: Eukaryota; Viridiplantae; Streptophyta; Magnoliopsida; Brassicales; Brassicaceae
Source: the annotation of a GenBank genome assembly
AUGGCUAAGUUCACAACUUUCUCCUUCAUCACUGCUCUCCUCCUCCUCUCCUCUACGCUAACAUACGCAUCAGCCAGGCCUACUCAAACCUCCGUUUAUCCUGGAGAAAUCUCCUUUGAGAAAGUAGAACAAGGAGAUGAAAACUGCGAAGGUGUUGGAGAAGAAGAAUGCUUCUUGAUACGAAGAACUUUGGUUGCUCAUACUGAUUACAUCUACACCCAAAACCACAACCCCUAAAUGACUUUGUAACUUGUAGUAAUUCAUUGCAAUAUUUUGGUAAAUGAUAUAAUAUGUAUUGUGUCGUUGUACUUUCUUUAUUA